GGAAGCUUCCAGCUAGCAGCUUGUGUCCGGUAGAAUAUGUGAACUCCUGAUUGUUUCUGUUAAAAUAACUAUUAUUAUUCCUAACUAAGUUUACAUUGCUCAUUGUGGAGCUCGAAGUUUCCGUUUAGGAACGGCGUCGUUUAGCUGUCAGUCCUGAGAGGGGUCUACUGGUCUUUGUUUACCGUCUGGAUCGUCUCAGCUGGCCGGAGGACUUCAGUAUGGACGGAGAGGCGGACGGCUCGGCUUCGGUGUCUGAGGACAACGGGAGGAGACGCAGGGUGCACGGCAUGCUGAAGCUCUACUACGGCCUAAACGAGGAGGGGAAGGCUGUGGAGCAGCCGGAGUCUCUGGAUCCGUGCGACAUCAAUGGGCCCCAUUUCGACCCGGAGGUCUACCUGAACAAGCUGAGAAGAGAGUGCUCCCUCGCAGAGUUGAUGGACCAGGAGACCUGCAUGGUGAAACAAAUCCGUUCCUUGGACAGCGACAUGCAGACACUGGUAUAUGAAAACUACAACAAGUUCAUAUCUGCUACAGACACCAUUCGAAAGAUGAAGAAUGAUUUCAAGAAGAUGGAAGAUGAAAUGGACUGUCUGUCUGCUAACAUGGCAGCAAUCACUGACUUCAGUGCUCGGAUCAGUGGAACUCUUCAGGACCAACAUACGCAGAUAACAAAACUCUCAGGGGUUCACACUCUGCUAAGGAAGCUGCAAUUUCUGUUUGAACUUCCUGCGAGGCUCAAUAAGUGUCUGGAGCUGCAGGCUUAUUCCCAGGCAGUGAGCUCCCACCGCCGUGCUCGCUGUGUGCUGCAGCAGUACAGCCACCUGCCGUCAUUUAAGGGGAUUCAAGAUGACUGCCAUGCCAUCAUGGACAAGCUGGCGCAGGAACUCCGACAGAAGUUCAGGGAUGGUGGAACAAGUGCCAAAGACCUAUCGGAGUGUGUAGAACUCCUGCUCCAGUUGGAUGAACCAGCAGAAGAGCUCUGUGAUAAAUUCCUGAGCCAUGCCCGGUCACGGCUGGAGUCAGACCUGCAGGGCCUGGAAGCAGAGAUAAGACCGUAUCCAUCCGCCGUCAAAGAUAGUUCUGCGCAGAGGCCGUCCUCCACCGCAGCCGCCGGAUCUCCAGCUGAUAAUUCCCCCAACAGCAGCGUCCUUCCUUCUCCCACCUCCAACACCGACAUCCUGGAGUUUAUCGACAGAGGCUGCAACGAAUUUGUGAGCAGCUUGUGUUUAGUAAUUACGUCUUAUCAAGAACUGUUUAUCAACCACGCUCAAAGCGGUGAACUGGCUUCCAAAAACAUUCCUCAAAUGGCGAACGGUAAGCUCCACGCCUUCGUGGACGACCUGGCUGCCCGUUACUUCUCGCUGGUGGAGCGGAGGAUACAGGAGGAGAAGAGCGUUGGAGACAACUCCCUGCUGGUGCGCGCACUCGACCGCUUCCACCGCAGACUUCAGGCCGUGGCCAAGCUGCUGCCGGGCUCGGACGUGCCCAACAAGGGCACGGAGAUCGUGGUGCGAGCAGCGACAGAGCGAGUCAAGCAGUACCUCUCGGCGCUGCAGAGCUUCUACAUGGACAGCCUGACAGACGUGAGGCAGGCCCUGGCAACCCCCCGGCUCUCUGUUGCCGGCGGCGCCGUGGCGGGAGGAGGGGUUCAUCUCGGGGGGGCGGCCUCCGGCCGAGAUGCCCCAACCAGCCUGCCAGAGCUCCUCUCCUCUCUGUCAGCUUCCAUCCUCAAUCAGAUCAAGUCCGUGUUGGCUUCAGUGCAUCUCUUCACAGCGAAGGACAUUACGUUCUCUAACAAGCCGUACUUCAAGGGUGAAUUCUGCAGCCAGGGAGUGCGCGAGAGUCUGGUCGUGAGCUUCAUCAAGUUUGUGUGCCAGUCUUCUCGCCAGUUUUGCGAGAGUGCUGGAGACAAGGGAGGUUCGACUCCUCCUGCGCUUUUAUUGCUGCUGUCUCGCCUCUGCCUGGACUAUGAAACCUCGACUAUCUCCUACAUACUCACGCUCACAGAUGAACAGUUCCUUGCGCAGCAUCACAGUCCUGUUACACCUGUCACGUCUUUAUGUACUGAAGCCAGGGAGGCUGCACAGAAACUGCUCAACCAUUAUGUGAAGGUUCAGGGACUUAUUAUCUCUCAAAUGCUCAGGAAAAGCGUAGAAACUCGAGACUGGGUUAACACUAUCGAGCCAAGAAACGUCCGUGCAGUGAUGAAGAGGGUCGUUGAGGACACAACCUCAAUUGACGUGCAGGUGGGCCUGUUGUAUGAAGAAGGCGUGAGGAAGGCACACAGCAGCGACUCCAGCAAGAGGACCUUUUCUGUCUACAGCAGCUCCAGGCAGCAGGCCCGCUACGCAGCCAGCUACACUCCCAGCGCUCCCAUGGACACCAAUCUUCUGAGCAACAUCCACAAGCUGUUUUCCGAGAGGAUCGACAUCUUUAGCUCGGUCGAGUUCAACAAGGUGUCUGUGAUGACAGGAAUUAUAAAAAUCAGCUUAAAGACAUUCCUCGAGUGCGUCCGCCUGCGCACCUUUGGCCGAUACGGCCUGCAGCAGAUCCAGGUGGACUGUCACUACCUGCAGAUGUACUUGUGGCGCUUCGUGUCUGAUGAGAACCUGGUGCACUUCCUGCUGGAUGAGAUAGUGGGCAGCUCUGCCCACCGCUGCCUGGACCCUGCCCCGAUGGAGCAGAGUGUGAUCGAGGUCAUCUGUGAGAGGGGUUAAACAUGCAGCACAGGCUGCAAGUAAACAGCAGACACUGGAAUCAUGCUACUAACUCAGACACUUCUUUUAUAUUAACUGAUUAAUGUAUUCUCCCGUGGUCAGCUCAUUCAGUGGAAAUAUUCUACACCUGUUCAUAAAUAUUUAUGAGACAUCUGCAAAAUCCAAAAGAUUAAAAGCAAGAAUGUGGCUGUGGUCAGUCUGCAUUUAGAUUCCUGGAACCAGAAUGAUCCUAACAGAUUUAAUAAUAUAUCAGAGAAUUAAAAGUCUUAAAAUGUGAAAGACUGAACUUCUGUCUGCAGCAAAGGGCUUGCCAGCAAACCCCCAGGUGUUGUAUUUUUUAACUCAUGAAGGAAGUAUGUUAAAUGUGAACAAAAUCAUUAACGGUUAAAUCCAGAACAAUAAAAUCUCAUUAGAAAUACUUUCAUGGGAUGUUUUUUUUUUCUGUGAUCUGAAUGCCUUUUGAUUAUUAAUAUGUGAAAUUAACUACAGCAGGUUUUGCCUUCAGCCUAGAUGAUCCUGUUUUUCUGUGCAUGUGUCCAUCAUUGUCUGUUUCUGUAGAAUUUUGGAUGGCUUCUCUGUAUAUGUCUGAAAUUAAAGUGUAUGAAUGUUUGCC
This is a messenger RNA of Salarias fasciatus (jewelled blenny), 3330 nucleotides long. RefSeq names its product VPS51 subunit of GARP complex (gene vps51). The transcript has 11 exons. The record is from RefSeq and is a predicted model, not a curated record. Gene Ontology annotation, cellular component: EARP complex; GARP complex; membrane. Gene Ontology annotation, biological process: Golgi vesicle transport; endocytic recycling; lysosomal transport. Lineage: Eukaryota; Metazoa; Chordata; Actinopteri; Blenniiformes; Blenniidae. Bases 219 to 2717 code for a protein of 832 amino acids.